Coffea arabica (coffee) is the source of this 1333-nucleotide messenger RNA. RefSeq names its product ribonuclease 2-like. Gene Ontology annotation, cellular component: extracellular region. NCBI's taxonomy places the organism in Eukaryota, Viridiplantae, Streptophyta, Magnoliopsida, Gentianales, Rubiaceae. Gene Ontology annotation, biological process: RNA catabolic process. The record is from RefSeq and is a predicted model, not a curated record. Gene Ontology annotation, molecular function: RNA binding; ribonuclease T2 activity.
GAUUGACUCCAUUUCAAAUCCAGAAUAUCCGAAUCCGGUACUAAGGUACGAACCAAACGCCAUCUUUAGUCACAACCAAAAACAGAUUCGAAUGCGCUACGCAAAUUGGGGAACAGAGGUCUGGAGCUUUCAGCUUUCGAGUCAGGGAAAGUAGACGGAAACUGAUCAAAAUCUCUCAUCCUCUAGCCUCUGAGACUAGAGGUUGAGUAACCAUGGCUUUUCUCCCCAUCCAAAUAGUUGUAUUAAUGCAGCUCUUGAUGAUUUUAGUUGCAUCCUUAUGUCUUAUGAAAAUUAAUGGUGUGGAUCUUGGAGAAGAAUUAACGGGAGGAGUACACGGAGGAGGCUCAGGUCAAGAACAAAGAGAGUUUGAUUACUUCAAGCUGGCUCUUCAAUGGCCAGGCACCAUUUGUCAAGGAAAUCACCGGUGUUGUGCCUCCAAUGGUUGUUGCCAAGGCUCGAAUUCGCUAUCUGAAUUUACAAUACAUGGACUAUGGCCUGAUUACAAUGAUGGAUCUUGGCCAGCCUGUUGCAAUGGUCCCAGAUAUGAUUCCAAAGAGAUUUCAACACUGACUGAUGUUCUCAAGAAGUAUUGGCCAUCUUUAAGUUGUAGUAAAUCAUCAACAUGCCAUGGAGGGAAAGGAACAUUUUGGGCUCAUGAGUGGGAAAAGCAUGGGACAUGUUGCUCUCCUGUUAUUCGUGAUGAAUACAGCUAUUUUUUGACGGCUAUUAAUGUCUACUCCAAGUAUAAUGUCACACAAGUUCUGAAUGAAGCUGGAUAUUUACCAUCAAACUCUGAAAAGUAUCCUCUAGGGGGCAUAAUCGCAGCAAUUCAAAAUGCUUUCCAUGCAACACCGGAGCUCCAGUGCAAAGGUGGUGCAGUGGAGGAACUCCGUUUGUGCUUCUUUAAGGAUUUCAAGCCUCGAGAUUGCAUCAGUGAACCUCACAUUAAAAGUUAUCUGGUUGCUUCAAGCUCGUGUCCCAAGUACGUCAGCUUGCCUGAUGUUCAAGCCUCUUCAAGAUAUGCUGACACAAGAGUGGCUUUCUGAAUAAUCAUCAACGUGGAACGUUAUGCCAGUCGUCUCUCAAAGACACCUGUACCAAAUGAAGAGCCAGAGAUCAUCUGGAGAUGAUGUUGUAUGACAGACUAUUAGAAAAUUGAACAUCAAGAAUGGGAUAUUUGUCCCUUUUGGACCAUCAUUGUUAACUGCCUCGGAAUUACAAGAUGUUUGGAGCUGUCUAAAGUUGUAGCAGUGUAUCUGACAUAAACAUUUCAUCCACUGUAGAUCUUCUCUGGUUGUUUAUAUGUAAUCUGUUAGUAGUUUAUUUGGUCAAA